AUGGAUCACAAACUCCCUUAUAAUAAAAUAAUUUUACGAGAUAAAGGAUUAUUUCAAGGUAAAAAUUUUUCAAUAUCAAAUGAUUCAAUAAAAUGGAUUCAAGUAUAUUCAUUAUCAAUAACAGAACAUGGACAAUUAUAUUCAUCUGAUGAAACAAAUAAUCAUUAUUUAUUAUUACAAUCUUUACAAUCAUGUUUAAUUCAAAUUAUACCAAAUUUAAAUUCAUCAAAUCAACAACAAUUAAAUCAAUCAAGACCUUCAAUAUCAAAUAAAAGAUCAUUUAUUAAAAAAAAUGGAAAUUCCACUAGUGAAAAUAAUGAAGAAGAACCACCCUCCAUAUUUAUAAAAACUUUUGAAAAUGAUAAAUUAUAUAUUAAAAUAAAUUCAAAAUUAAAAUUUGAUAAUUUAAUAAGUAAUUUACUAGUAUGGCAAAAUUUAAAACCUCAAGGAUUAUCAAAAAAAUGGUAUAGUGAAAAUAAAGUUAUAAACAAGACAAAUUCUCCUCAUGAAUUAUUAGUUUGUAGAUUUAAAGUUUAUGGACCAUUACCAAAUAAAUUUAAAAAUGUUAAUGUUAUUCAAGGUCCAAAAGCUCCUAUUUAUCAACCAAAAAUUGAUGAUUUUACAACUUUAACUGAAUCCCCACCACAAUCAAAUGAUAAUAAUAUAAAUGAAGGUUGGUUUUUUACAAUGGGUGCAUUAAAUUCAAAUGGUAUAUUAAAUUUUAUAAGUGAAUUAGAUGGUACUUUAUUAUAUUCAAUUGAUAUAAAAAAUUUAUUAACUAGUGAAAUUAGAGAAGUUCAUAAUUCAAUUUUUAAUAGUUCAAAUGUUUUAUUUAUUGGUCAAUUAAAAGAAUUAAGAUAUAAUAAUAUUAUUAGAACUACAACAACUCUUAAUGCAGAUCAAUUAUUAACUCAAUUUUUAACAAGGGAUGGUAAAAUUAUUCCGAAUAAUCAAAGGAUUCUUAUUGAAUUUCCAUUACAUAUUGAUUUAGAAGAUUGGUUUGUUGGAUUAAAUUAUUUUGCAAAAAGAGAAUAUAUUGGAUCAUUUAAUGAAGAAUCUAAACUACUCAAUGAUGUUGAAAAACCUCAAUUAUCAGAUUUUCAUAAAGCUAAUUUUAGAGUUUCUAAAAAAGUUAUAAUAGAUAUAAUUGAAGCAAAAUUUGAUCAAAUUACUACAAAACGAAAUAAUACUGGUAAAAUUUAUGCAGAAGUUAGAAUGUGGGGUUAUCCAUGGUCAAGAACUGCUACAGUAAAUCAUACAAAUAAUCCAUUUUGGAAAGAAGAAUUUCUGACUGAUUUACCUAUAUCAACACAAAUGAUUCAUAUUUUAAUAAAAAAAUGUAAUAAUAAUGAUUCAAUAUAUUCAUCAAAUGAUAAACUAAUUGGAACUGUUUAUGUUACACCCGAUAUUUUAACAAAACAAAUAAAAACAAGUUCAACAAUAAUGACAAGUAACGAAUCAAAUGGAAUUCAAGUAAAUUCAAUACCAAUGCAAAAAAGCACGAGUCAUAAUUCAAGUUUAGAUAUUGUUAGAUUAACAAUUUAUGAUCCAAAUAAUAUCCCCAUAGGUAAAUUAUUAUUACAAGUGAACCUAAAAGAAUAUCAUAUAUUAUCACCACAAUAUUUUAAACCACUUGAAAAAAUGUUUACAAAUGCUCCAUUAAAAGAUUUAAUUAAAUUUUGUAAUGAAAAUGUUCCAACAUCAGAUUUUGAAAGAAUAAGUAUUAUACUACUAGAUAUUUUUCAAAGUUUAGGAGUUGAAGAUGAUUGGUUUAAAUGUUUAAUGGAAAGUGAAUUAGUUAAUAUUGAUAUAAUAACAAGAAAAAAUUAUCAUAAAAGAAAUAGUAUUGAGAAUGGUAGUAAUAAUAUUAAUGGUGCAACAGCUUCUCAAAAUAAUGUAUUUAAUACAUUAUUUCGUGGAUCUUCAAUUUUUUCAAAAUCUCUUGAAAAAUAUAAUAUAAGAAUAGGACAAGAAUAUUUGGAAAAAGUAUUUGGAGAUUUUUUUGCUAAAAUUAAUAAAGAAAAAAAAAAUUGUGAAAUUGAUCCAAGAUAUGUUAAAUUACAAGAAAGAGCUAAAAGAAAAGGUAUUGAUAUAGAUGAUGAUUUAGAUGAUAUUGAAUCAAGUGAUGAAGAAUAUGAUUCAGAUUUAGAAAAAUCCAAAAAUGAAUCAAUAAAAUUAAUGGUUGAAGAAAAUUUUCAAAAUCUUUAUGAAUAUAUUGAAGAAAUUUGGAACAAAAUUUAUAUAACAUCAAAUGAUAUACCACAACAAAUUAAAACUCAAUUAAAAAAUUUUAGAACAAAAGUUGAAUUAGUUUGUGAACCAGAUGAUAAAAUAACAAGUUUAAAUUGUAUAAGUGCUUUUAUAUUUUUAAGAUUUUUUUGUCCUGCAAUAUUAAAUCCAAAAUUAUUUUAUUUAGCUAAAAAUCAUCAAACUGGUAGUACUCAAAGAACAUUAACAUUAAUUGCCAAAAUAUUAUUAAAUUUAGCAAAUAGACAAGAAUUUAGUCCUCAUAAAGAACCUCAUUUAGUUAAAAUGAAUAUUUUUUUAAGAAAACAUCAACAAGAAGUUUUGGAUUAUUUUGAUAAAAUAACUGGAAGAAAAAAUGAUUUUAAUGAAAAAAUUUUAGAUUUAAGUCAUGAAGUUAAAAGAUUUGAUUUAGGUUUAAAUCAAACAUCAAAUGAAUUACCUACAACUCCUUAUUUAAUUGAUAAAUAUCUUAGAUUAACUGAAAUUGUUUAUUUAUUAGAUUAUUCAAAGUUUACUAAGAAUGGAAAUGGAAAUCAACUGCAAAUUACACCAUUAACUUCUCCUUCCAAAAUAUUAGAAAAUUCAAUAGAUAAUUUAAAUGAAUUAGAUUCAAUAAAAUUAGAAGAAUUACAAAUUCAAGAAUUGGAAAAAAAUAAAAAUGUUUAUCAAAUAGGUUCAUUAGAAUUUGAAAAACUGGAAUUCUUGGAUUUAGUUGGUGAUAAUGAAACUGAAGGAUUUAUAAAAUCUUUAUGUAAAGGAAAUGAAGAAAUUUUUUCAUUUAUAAAUUCAAAUAUUACAUUAAAAGAUAUUCAAAAACAAAGUACAAAAAUAAUGAAUAGAAUAAAUGAAUUAGAAAUUUAUUUAGAUAAUUAUGAAUUUCCAAUAAAUUAUUUAGGGAAUGAUAAUUUUAAAAAUGGUAAUGAGCUUAAUAACAAUAACAACAAGCUAUGGUCUAGUUUUACACAAGAUAUAUUAUCAAAAUCUUGGUUAGAUUGUUCAAGAAAUUGUUUAAUAUCACUGGAUUUAAAUUUAAAUUAUCAACAUACAAAUAUGAAAUUUUUAAAAUUAGAAGAAAAUGCAAUAUCAAGUUUAAAAUUAAAAUUUAAUAAUAAUAAUGAUUAUCAAGACUCAAAUCAACAAAAUUCUAAUCAACCCCAACAACAACUUCAAUUAAAAUCAAAUCCUUCUAUAUCAAGUUUUAAUGAUAGUUCAUCAUUAAGUAAUACAACUUCAAGUAGUAUAAAAAGUUCAGUUCAAAAAUGGUUUAAAAUUAAAAACAAAUAA
This is a messenger RNA of Lodderomyces pseudojiufengensis, 3531 nucleotides long. RefSeq names its product Bud2p (gene BUD2). Bases 1 to 3531 code for a protein of 1176 amino acids. The record is from RefSeq and is a predicted model, not a curated record. Gene Ontology annotation, biological process: regulation of GTPase activity. The transcript has a single exon. Lineage: Eukaryota; Fungi; Ascomycota; Pichiomycetes; Serinales; Debaryomycetaceae.